AUGGGUGGUGCGUUGGCAGUUCAUGCAGUGCACAGUAAUCGUAUGGAUGCAGUGGUCGGUUUAGGUGUUAUUGAUGUGGUGGAGGGGAGUGCGAUGGAAUCGUUGAGUGUCAUGGGUGUGGUCAUCAAUAGUCGUCCGAAACAUUUCGCUUCCGUCGAAGGUGGCGUUGUUCAGUUGUUUGCAUUGAGUUCUACCCCUAGCAGUUCAUAUGAAUGGGAUAGAUGUUCAGUUACUUAUUUCUGA
Anisakis simplex (herring worm) is the source of this 243-nucleotide messenger RNA. NCBI's taxonomy places the organism in Eukaryota, Metazoa, Nematoda, Chromadorea, Rhabditida, Anisakidae. The record is from the annotation of a GenBank genome assembly.